CGUUGCCCAGCCCAGCUCCCUCUGCACAGCUUCCACGCCCGCCCAGCUCUCGUCUCGCCACGGGGACACGCGCGUGCAGGUCACCCCUUCAACGACUGCCCAACCCUCUCUGCAGCCAUGCAUCUGCUCACGGCAGCGAGGUCGCUCCUCGCCGCGGCCCUGGCCUUCCAGGUCGCCUCGGCGCACAACAUCGUCCUGCCCGCCCACGGCCUCGAGUGCUUCCACGAGAACCUGCACCGCGACGACAAGAUGACCGUUACCUUCCAGGUCGGCGAUCGCGAGUUUGGCAGCGCGGGGAACCUCGACAUUGACUUUUGGAUUGUCAACCCCUCAGGUGGUUAUGAGGUCAACGAGAAGACCGUCUCCAACGGCGACCACUCCAUCGUCGCCAAAACCGAUGGAAAGUUCACGUACUGCUUCGGCAACCAGCACUGGGGUGCCAACAGCAAGGAGGUGUCAUUCAACGUCCACGGCAUCGUCUAUGUCAGCGAGUCUGACAUGCCCUCCGAUCCCAUCGAGUCCGAAGUCCGCCGUCUGACCGACCUCCUCGCCCAAGUCAAGGACGAGCAGUCUUACAUUGUCGUCCGCGAGCGCACUCACCGCAACACCGCCGAGAGCACCAAUGCCCGCGUCAAGUGGUGGAACCUGUUUGUCAUUGGUGUCGUCAUUGGAGAGUCCCUGUUCCAGGUCUGGUGGCUGCGGCGCUUCUUCGAGGUCAAGCGGGUCGUCUAAGCGGCUCUGCAUCUUCUCUUCGAAUUUUACCAGGCUUGCCGCGUGGCGACGACGGAGGGGAAGCGGCACGGCUUCCCUCGGCGGGCUCCGCGGACAAACAGGCUGGAGACGCGCAUGUGUGCGAGUUGCUGUUUGUCUGAUGCACCAGCGGGUUUGCGAGGGUCGCACAUUUCUGGCGCAACGGCUCGGGACGGGUCUCGAGAAUUUUGAUGACCAAAAGAACAAAGGAGGCAUUGUGUGGCUAGCAUGUGGUAAUAUGAUAGAACCGUGGUCGGCUCCUGUAAUUGGUACGAGGCACAUUGACGCCGAAUGAUGGGCCAGCCUGAUCUCACCCAAAACUGAACGACUCUCACCAUGUCUCUACAUCUGACACAAGGCUCGAGGGCUGACUUUACGAGUCCCAAUUAUUCAAAUUCAGUGCG
Purpureocillium takamizusanense is the source of this 1154-nucleotide messenger RNA. It is a transcript of the gene EMP24, whose product is annotated as p24 complex component. Bases 118 to 732 code for a protein of 204 amino acids. Gene Ontology annotation, cellular component: Golgi apparatus; endoplasmic reticulum-Golgi intermediate compartment; endoplasmic reticulum. Gene Ontology annotation, biological process: intracellular protein transport; protein retention in ER lumen; endoplasmic reticulum to Golgi vesicle-mediated transport. NCBI's taxonomy places the organism in Eukaryota, Fungi, Ascomycota, Sordariomycetes, Hypocreales, Ophiocordycipitaceae. The record is from RefSeq and is a predicted model, not a curated record. The transcript has 3 exons.